AUGGCUGCUGCAAGGUCACCAUGGAAAAGGUUACACACAGAUUUGGAGGAUGGAGACGAGAGCUUGCCAAUCUCAAAGCGCAUCUGUUCUUUGCACAUAGAAUCACAAACUCAGGGAGUGUGCUCACAGAGUAGCCAAGGAGCUCCUCCACAAGGAUUAGAUGUUGCUGGAGCUGCAGGUUCCUCAUUUGUUGCUAAUGCUAGUCAUCAGUUCCCUUCAGAAAUACCACAUCUGGUUGGCUCAUGUAGACUUGAAUCAUUGGGUGAGCAUGCUUCCGUUAUGAGAACCUCACACCAUAAUGGACACGAACACAACCUGCAAACUGAAGCAGAUCAGAGACAUGCCAUGGCUGGAGCAGCUGCUCAUUUCAGCCAUUCAUUAAGUGAUCCAAGUUCUUCCAAUGGGGUACAUCAGCACAAGGUGGAUCACACAUUCAGCUUGGAUGAUUCCAGAAGUCUUCUGUGCAUGCCAACUUCGCAUACUGACCCGAACAGAGUCCAGCACAACCACCAGGUUCUGCAUCAUUCGUCUAACCACAAUGAUCACCCAGCGAUCCACAGUAACUUUCGCCAUGAUAUCCACAACGGUAUCCAAAAUGAUCCAGCUGGUAAUCCACUCCUCCAAGGCAUGCCUGAAUGCAGUCAUCCAUACCACCUUCAGCAGCUGCCAUCCGAAGUCUAUGAUCCAGAGUUGGGGAUGGAGGAGAACCCUUUUUACUUUUCCAUCAAUCAGAUGUUGUAUGAAGCACAUUUGUGUCGGCUGAGAAGAGGAAGUGGUUUUCUUGACAACUCAUGA
Messenger RNA from Candidula unifasciata, 795 nucleotides. NCBI's taxonomy places the organism in Eukaryota, Metazoa, Mollusca, Gastropoda, Stylommatophora, Geomitridae. The record is from the annotation of a GenBank genome assembly.